Zasmidium cellare ATCC 36951 is the source of this 771-nucleotide messenger RNA. RefSeq lists its product as uncharacterized. Lineage: Eukaryota; Fungi; Ascomycota; Dothideomycetes; Mycosphaerellales; Mycosphaerellaceae. The record is from RefSeq and is a predicted model, not a curated record. The coding region runs from base 1 to 771 and encodes 256 amino acids. The transcript has 2 exons.
AUGGGUCGCAAAGAUCGCAAGACCAUCUCCUCCGGCAACAACGGCACGCCAAAGUGGACCGAUGAGCAGCGCCAGGCUCUGCGGCUCUGCUACAAGCUCUGGAACCUCACCGACCAAGAAGUCAACGCCCUCAUGCACCGCUGCUACCCUGAGUUCCGCGAGACUGCCGGCCGCAACUACACCUACGACCACACUCGCGACGAGUACAAGCACCGCUUCUCCAAGCGGCGCUCGAAGCGCUGGCACGCCAUCGACCGCCCGAACAAGUUCAACAGCACGCGGUACACGCAGGAGGAGAUCGAUGAGCUGUAUCGCGUUCAGGUCAUGGUCGAGGACGCUGCUUCUGCUGGUCCUGAUCAAGAUGCCAUGCAACUCACGCCUCGAGAGAAUGCGCCUUUCCCCCUCACCUACCCGAACGGCAUCGCCUCUGCUCCAGUUGACAAGGGCGUCAAGACUGCUGAUGCCAGCGUCGAAGACGCGACUGGAGAACAAGACGAGGAUGAAGACAAGUAUCCGGAGGAGUUUUUCGCGUUCGACAUCACGCAGCAUCUUGACGACGAGGAUGAUGCUGCUGGAGCUGAAGCGGAUGCGAAAGAGAAAGAUGAAGAGGAGGAUACGCCAACAGCAACGGCACCCACACGGUGCUCUGCUCGCCUCCGGGGCAAAGCGUGGAGAUUGAGAGGUUCGGUCUGCAGCUCUGAAAGCAAGAUCUCAUCACGAACAGUACCUAGCCGUUGGGCUGGAGCGUCGGCGCAGCAAGCAAAUGCUUAG